AUGCUGCGUAGAGAGCUUUGGAAUGCCAGAGCACGCCGAUUUGUCUUCGGUCUUAGGUUCCAUGAACGAGAUGCUUGGACCGCCGUGAAGGGCGUUUGGUCGUCUUUAUUCGCAUUGCGGCCAUGGGUGUCCUUAGCAAAGGCUGGAAGAAGUUUCCAUGAUCUGAAUAUGGCGGUACUUGUUCAGGAGCUUGUGGAAGCCAAAUAUGCCUUUGUGCUCCACACGAUCAAUCCUUUCACUAAGGACAAAGAUGAACUUUAUGGAGAGCUUGUGGCUGGAAGAGGGGAGACCUUGGUUGGGAAUUUCCCGGGACGGGCCUUGAGCUUUGCUGUGCGCAAGGGCGGCGAGCCUCGCGUCAUUUCUUUCCCCAGCAAAAGCGUGGCCUUACAUACCCAACAUUGUCUCAUUUUCCGCUCAGACAGCAAUGGGGAAGACCUUGAAGGUUUUGCUGGUGCUGGUCUCUUUGAAUCGGUUUGUGCAGAAGAGGAGAUGUGAUUGCUAAGUCAAAUGAGAGCUACUUUGAUUAAUUGAGGUGCCUUCCGCAAAAAGUUGAAUCCUUGCAAAACUGUGCAGGUUGCAACCCUGUGGAGUUGAUAUUGUCCUGCAGAUCUCAAUGAUGAACCUCAUCACCUUGUGUAUUGUUUUUGAUCGUCAUGAUUCAUUAUGAUUGGUAGCCAACUUUGACAGGACGAGGAA
This is a messenger RNA of Durusdinium trenchii, 696 nucleotides long. The record is from the annotation of a GenBank genome assembly. Lineage: Eukaryota; Dinophyceae; Suessiales; Symbiodiniaceae.